AUGUCACAGCAUGGGUGGACUGGUCGUCAAACAGGUACAGCAAGGAUAUAUACCGUUACACGACUUUUGCUGACUGUGCCGAUCGCUGGAAAGGCCAUUAUCACAGCCAAAAAUAGGAGUGCGCAAAUUUCGAUUUUCGAUGUCCCUACAGGAAUUUGUUUCUUUGGCACCCCCCAUAGAGGUGCAAAAAGCGCAAAGUGGGGUGAAUUAGGGAACAAUUUAUCGAACGCUGUGAGACUAGGACAAGGGGGAGGAAGGAAUUCUUCAGAACUGAGGUUUUUCUGCAACACUGUCAGCGACAUACAUAGCGACUUUGUUCUUGUCUCAAGAGACUUCGAAAUUAUAAGCUUCAUAGAGAAUGUCGGCUGCAGAGGGAUUGGCUUGGUCGUGGAGCACGAAUCUGCCAAGAUGGACAUCCCUAACGAAAUUGUCAAACUGCUCGAUGCCAGCCAUACAGAUUUAUGCAAGUUCGUGUCAUCUAGUGAUGAUAAUUGGGUGACUGUCACAACCUAUAUUCACAAUAUGGCAUCUAAUCUUGUGAACCGCUCAUUUCAAGGACCUUCAAUCUCUAGCUCUUUUUUUCGCAGUGGCGAGUACUCGCUGGGAGAUCCAAAAGGUCAUAUCGAGACUGAAACAUCUCUUCAACAAAAUGAGAGCACCGCCGACACCAAUACCUCAGGUGUUCGCGAGGUAGAAAAUGACAUUCCAUUCUUCCUCUCUCAUCACUUUUCCAACCGACCGGACAACAUUCUGGAGCAGAUGUCAGAGUGCUUCCAACAAGAACAAGACUCGCGCCUAUUCGGUUUGUACGGACAUAUCGGUGUUGGGAAGACACAAAUAGCACUCAAAUUCAUGAUGGACAACAGAAAGUCAUUUCCCGUCCAGUUUUGGGUACAUGCGGAUACGAAAGAUAAAAUAGACAUCUCAUAUGAGUCUAUUGCCAAAGAGCUGGGAAUCGGUGUUAUUGCUACGAGCCCAAAACAAACCGCCGUUGCUGUUCGAAAGUGGCUCGAGACUAACCAUCAUUGGCUCAUCGUGUUUGACAAUGUGGAAGACCUCAGUCUUGUUACUUCGUUCUGGCCACGGCACUUCUCAAAGACGAGCUACAUCAUUGUAACUACGAGGGACCACUCGAUUGGCUCACCUGGCACAUUUACCGCAACCGCAGAAGUCAAGUCUUUCCCCGUGGAGGCAGCAGCAGAGUACUUCUGGUCACGAGUAUCUGACACUGUCGCGGACCCCAACCAGAAACCGCUGGCCAAGGAGGUUGCGCUCAAACUCGAUUGCAUACCGCUCGUGAUGAACCACGUCGCGGCAUACAUCAAGGUUCGGCACAUGACACUAAGCGAGUUUCUCGAGGAGUAUGACAUUGAUGAGAGUAUCGCGGUCGAGCAAAAGAUCUCUGACCCCGACAAGAUUCCUCUAGACCUCAUCCGUCAUUUUCGAUCAGGUGACGGCCCCAAGUCACCUGGCCAGUCUCAUAACAAUCGUUUGCACCAAUCAAUCAAUGAUCUUGUUUUCAAGUCACUACUCGACCAGAACAAAGACCCCAAAAACAGAUCAUUGAGAGUGCAUCGUAUGACUCAGGCCGCAGCCAGACAGCGCUGGAGUUCCGAGUCUAGAACACUCGCUUUUGACAAUGCUGUCCAUUGUAUAUGCCGGGAAUACCCCCGCCAGGAGCAAGGGGGGUCCAUGGUUGCUCUCUUUUCUCGUUGCGCCAUGUUCACUGCUCAUCUCCGAAGUAUCCUCCGUUACUAUCAGAACCACGGUGAUGGACUUUCACCUUCCAAGGAGUUUGCUGAAAUACUUGCCCACUGCGGUUGGUACUUCUUUGAAAGAGGAGAGACAAUAUCUGCAUUGGAGGUCCUUUUGGCUGCCGAAAGUAUUUGCAAGAAGUUGCUAAGAAGAAAGAGUCAGACUUUGGGGCUCAUCUACAACAACCUAGGCGCUGUGUUCAUGUUGCGACGUGGUAAAGAGAAAGAAGGCCUCGGGUACACCAAACUAGCCAUCGAAAACCGAGAGCUCUCGAUUCCCAAAGACGAUCCAGAAAUCCAACAGUUGGGAAUUUCUUACAUGAACUAUGCCAAUGAUAUACAACUCAUUGAGCCUUUCACACAAGACGAGCAAGAUAAAGCGGCUGACUAUUAUCACAAAGCCCUAGAGAUAUGCCUGAACUGUCCUGGAGGUACCGCACGAUCUCAGGAACUUGUACUUUCAAAUAUGAGUUAUGCGUACUUUCGAUGGGGCAAUCUAGAAGCCGCGUUGGGUUAUGUCCAAAGGGCAGUCGCCUUGCACACGGACUGUGCUCCCGAUACUUCGUUCAUGCUCUACACCUUGUAUUACUAUGGGAAUAUCCAAUGGGCUUUGGGAAAUCGUGAGGACGGUUUUCGUAUCCAUAAACAGUGUCUGUCACGCCGCCAGACCUUAUUCGGCGGCAAUGAUCAUUAUACGACGGGCCUGUCCCUGUACAAAACUGGGAGCCUGGCCUUCGUUCUUGGGAACCUGGAUUAUGCGCGACAUCGGUUGGUUGAAGCAGAGAAAACAUUUGCAGAGUACCACGAUGACCCGGGACUGUGGCCAAGAGCACUCCUCAAGCUGGGUCAGGUACUGAUGAAAAUCGCACAACGGGAUUGGAAUCGAAACUUGGAGGCUGAAGGGAAAAGGACCUGGGCGAAGGGUCUGCAAGAAGCGAAAAGGGUAUCGAAAAACGAGUCGUUCCAAGGUACGAGCGACGAGGAGCUGGAUUCUCUUGUACGACAAGUUUAUCGUUAG
Molecule: messenger RNA, 2772 nt
Organism: Fusarium graminearum PH-1
Lineage: Eukaryota; Fungi; Ascomycota; Sordariomycetes; Hypocreales; Nectriaceae
Exons: 5
Coding region: 1-2772 (923 amino acids)
Molecular function (GO): protein binding; ADP binding
Source: RefSeq, a predicted model, not a curated record